CUCCAGUUUUGACAGCUGUUAUCUAUUAUGACAAAUGACAAUUAAUCUUACAAACAUAACCUAGGAGCUAAAAUUACGAUCAUACUUCUUAAGUUCUUAGUAAAUACUAAAUAUAAAUUGUAAAAGUAUAAAGUAUGUCGGCAGCUAAAAGAGUCCAGCAAUGGGCUACAUUUGCGAGAACUUGGCAUAUAUUUGACUGUAAAUGGCAGGACCCUUAUCAAUCAGCGGACCUUAUAAAAAAAUAUUUAAUGGGUAUGCAUAAGCCUAUUUACCAUCCUAUGAACGAUUGCGGAGAUGUUGUGGUUUGUAUAAACAGUCGAGACAUCGCAUUGCGAGGAGAUGAGUGGAAGAAGAGAGCGUACUUCCAUCACACUGGUUAUCCAGGUGGAGCUACGUGGACUUUAGCCUGGGAAGUGCACAAUAAAGAUCCCACUAUGAUAAUUAAAAAAGCCGUAUAUAGAUCAAUGAAGGGCAAUCUCCAACGACGCCACACAAUGGAACGACUUCUCAUUUAUCCAGACGAGGAAGUGCCAGAAGAUGUAUUACAGAAUGUAACAAACCAAAUUCGUCAACUACGUUUAGUGCCGACAAGACUUGACCAUAUACCUGAAGAUGAAGUCAGAAAGUUCCCCAAGGUCAUGGACUAUCCAAAAGAUUAUGUUUAUAAAUAAUGAAAUUGUAACACAAAUAUUUAAGUUUAGUUAUUCUAGAAUCUAGAUAAUAUAAUUUUGUGAAAGUAA
Danaus plexippus (monarch butterfly) is the source of this 740-nucleotide messenger RNA. It is a transcript of the gene mRpL13, whose product is annotated as large ribosomal subunit protein uL13m. The record is from RefSeq and is a predicted model, not a curated record. Gene Ontology annotation, cellular component: mitochondrial large ribosomal subunit; ribosome. The transcript is spliced from 3 exons. NCBI's taxonomy places the organism in Eukaryota, Metazoa, Arthropoda, Insecta, Lepidoptera, Nymphalidae. Gene Ontology annotation, molecular function: mRNA binding; structural constituent of ribosome. The coding region runs from base 135 to 671 and encodes 178 amino acids. Gene Ontology annotation, biological process: negative regulation of translation; translation.